Molecule: messenger RNA, 1684 nt
Organism: Hyla sarda
Lineage: Eukaryota; Metazoa; Chordata; Amphibia; Anura; Hylidae
Gene: NEUROD4
Product: neuronal differentiation 4
Exons: 2
Coding region: 274-1221 (315 amino acids)
Biological process (GO): nervous system development; regulation of DNA-templated transcription
Molecular function (GO): protein dimerization activity
Source: RefSeq, a predicted model, not a curated record
CAAGGCAAGGGUUAAGAGCUGCAGCAGAAAAGACAGGACCACCAAAACCUGGAGCUCAGCCUCCUGAGAGGGGCCGGGCUUGGAUACAACCUUAGUAAAGGGGAAGGAGAUGUGAGACAGCACUGGUCCCACACUCUGGAGCAGCAGCCAGUCCUGGAGCUGUCCAGCCAUCCCUGAGCCUGAACUCACUCAGGAGGCAGCACUGUCCUCACUCAAGUCCUUCUACAGGCAACUUUUCUACACAAGGUUAAGGAGUCCUAUCAGGCCGCUGAGAUGUCUGAGAUGGUCAGUGUUCAUGGGUGGAUGGAGGAGGCUCUGAGUUCUCAAGAUGAGAUGAAAGAAAGCAGUCAAAGACAGUCUGCAUAUGACAUGUUAUCAGGACUUAGUCAAGAAGAACAUGGAAGCAUUGAUGGAGAAGAAGAUGAAGAAGAGGAUGAUGGAGAAAAGCCAAAGAAGAGAGGGCCAAAGAAAAAAAAGAUGACCAAGGCGAGGCUUGAGAGGUUCCGUGUGCGAAGGGUAAAAGCUAAUGCCAGGGAGCGCUCAAGAAUGCAUGGACUAAAUGACGCUCUGGAUAACCUGAGGCGGGUAAUGCCUUGCUACUCUAAGACACAAAAGUUAUCCAAGAUUGAGACCCUCAGACUGGCAAGAAAUUAUAUAUGGGCAUUAUCAGAGGUCCUGGAGCAGGGGCAAACUGCAGAAGGCAAGGGGUUCCUAGAAAUGCUCUGUAAAGGACUCUCCCAGCCCACCAGCAAUCUAGUAGCUGGCUGUCUACAAUUAGGACCCCAGCCCAUGUUCUUGGAAAAACAUGAAGAUAAGUCAAGUAUUUGUGACUCGUCUCUUACUGCCCAUGCUUAUAGCUACCAGUCUCCUGGUCUACCAAGUCCUCCAUAUGGUAGCAUUGAAGCACACCACUUGCACUUGAAGCCCCCAACUUUCAAAACCGUUGUGGAUCCAAUGGUAAACCACACCUUAAAUUGUACCACACCUCCUUAUGAUGGUGCCCUUACUCCUCCACUGAGCAUUAGUGGCAACUUUUCCCUAAAACAAGAUGGAUCACCAGAUUUGGACAAAUCUUAUGCCUUUCGAUCACAUUAUUCGUCUCUUGGGCUCAAUGGUUCUCAUGGUCAUGGCUCCCACUUUCAAACUGCUGUUCCCAGAUAUGAAAUACCUAUUGACAUUGCCUAUGAAUCAUAUCCACAUCAUACCAUUUUUACUGAGUAAAUUAUCUCAGUAGAAUGAAACGUGACUUCAUAGGAGUACAAAGAAGCCAGAACUUGUAUCUUCAACUUUCAGGCAUAUUAAGAAGUCACCAUUCCUUCUGCCUCAGACUCUUUAGAUAUUACUAAUGUGUCCAUGAAUCUGUACAUCUUUUGUAUAUUAUUUUUUAAUCACAUUUGCUAUCUCUGUAUGGCCUAUUGCCAAUGUAAGAUAUAUGUCUUUGUAUGUCUUGUGCAGGAUAUGCAGUAUUUAGUUAUUCUGAUGUCACACACCUGCAUGAGAUUUAACAUAUAAGACAAAGAUGGGUAAGGGAGAAUAUUUCAGUCAUACACUGUAACACUGAUCUUACCAUUUAGUUGCUGAUGAAAUCACAGGAUAUACCGUAUUUUUCGUCCUAUAGGACGCAUCGGCAUAUAAGACGCACCCAAUUUUAAAGGUGCAAAAUCUAGAAAAAAAAGAUUCUGAA